Asparagus officinalis (garden asparagus) is the source of this 3322-nucleotide messenger RNA. RefSeq names its product probable disease resistance protein At1g58602. The record is from RefSeq and is a predicted model, not a curated record. Gene Ontology annotation, biological process: defense response to other organism. The coding region runs from base 140 to 2902 and encodes 920 amino acids. Lineage: Eukaryota; Viridiplantae; Streptophyta; Magnoliopsida; Asparagales; Asparagaceae. Gene Ontology annotation, molecular function: ADP binding. The transcript has 3 exons.
CUAACGGUUUGAUAUCGAUGAUUUUCUUAUGCCGCAAAUGAUACGUCUACCGCUACCGAAAUAUGAGCCGUCGAAAACCAAUAGAAAAUGAUGAUCCCAUUCACACUGGAAACGGAACGGAAACUUCAAUAGAGACCAAAUGUCAACGCGGCGAGUUCGAAAAACAAAAGGAAAAAUCCCCAAAAAAAAAAUUUCAGUGGAGAAGCUAGGGCAGCUUUUGAUUCAGGAAACCAAGUUCUUGUCCGAAAUUGGAGGUGAAAUCGAGUGGCUUCGAACUGAGCUUCGAUGGAUGGAGAGCUUCCUCAAAGAUGCAGAUGCUAAGAGGAGGAAAGGGGAUGAGAGGGUCAAGAACUGGGUGAGGGAGGUACGAGACGUUGCAUACCAAGCCGAAGACGUUGUUGACCUCUUCUUCCUGCAGAAUGAUAGUAAGCAAGGAGCAAUAGCAGAGUUCUUCCGGAGCUACAUUUGCUUUCUCUCUGAUCUAGUGGGCCUCCAUGAACUUGGUGUUGAGAUUUCGCAAAUAAAAAGCAAAGUCCUUAGGAUUUGUGAAAGCAGAGAUGCUUAUGGCAUUGUUAGUCUAAGCGAAAGCAGAGAGCAGUCAAGUUAUUCAGCAGUUGAUGCGAUGCUUCAGGUUCGCAGGCAAUCAUCUCCGCAUCUUGAUGACGACAUGGUUGUUGUCGGCUUUGAUACUUACAAGCAGUUUAUACUCGAACUUCUGUUAGACACUAAUAUAGCGAGGCGCUGUGUGAUCUCAAUUGUUGGUAUGGGUGGUCUUGGCAAGACAACUCUUGCCACGAUGGUCUACAACAGUAGCGAAGUCGAAACACAUUUCAGUAUUUGCGCGUGGAUCACCGUCUCUCAAGAUUAUAGGGUGAGUGAGCUUCUGAAAAACAUAAUGAAAAGGGUCAUGGGUACAGUCUUUACAGGGGAGCAUUACGAAAGGCUGGAGAACCUGGAAGAAGAUGAGCUGAAAUCAAAAUUGUACAACUUCUUGAAGCAAACAAGGUACUUGAUAGUCUUGGAUGACAUCUGGGCGCAAGAAGCAUGGGAACAAAUAAAGGCUGCAUUUCCUAAUGCAAAGAAUGGUAGUCGGGUUCUGCUCACGACUCGUCUUAUGGAUGUGGCAAGGUCUGCUGACCCGAGAGUCCCACCCUAUGAGCUACCAUUUCUAACUCAUGAGCAGAGUUGGGAGCUGUUUCUUAAAAAGGCUUUUCCGUCUGACCAAGAUUUUACACCGAGCUGUCCAAAGGAGUUGGAGGAAUUGGGCCACGAGAUUGUAAAGAGAUGUGGUGGUUUGCCACUUGCUGUGGUGGUGUUAGGUGGUCUCCUCUCAAGAAAGGAACCUGCCUUCAACACUUGGCUGGAAGUGGCUGAGAAUGUGGAUUGGGAGUCCACACGAGAUGGUCAGCAAUGUUUGCAGAUAUUAGCUCUGAGUUAUAGUCACUUGCCAGAUCACUAUUUGAAGUCGUGCUUUCUCUAUCUAGGAUGUUUUCCUGAGGAUUACCAGAUGAAAGCAUCGGAAUUGAUCCGGUUGUGGAUUGCAGAGGGUUUCAUUCCUCAAAGCGGGAGGCAAACACUGGAAGAAACUGCGAAGGGCUAUAUGGAAGAGCUAGUUCAGAGGUGCAUGGUUCAAGUUGUUGAUAGGAGUGCAGCCACCAGAAAGGUUAAGCAUUUACGUAUCCAUGAUCUCGUUCGUGACGUGUGCAUUACUGAGGCUAAAGAAGAUGGCUUUUUUAGGAUUUUCAGAAACUAUGUUGGCACUGCAGAGCAUGACGUUGCUGCUUCUCGUCGCUUGGUUAUUUUCGACAAAGCUCUCAGUGGUGACUUCCAUUAUUCAGUAUGCAGAGCACGGACAGUUUUGGCUUUCAAUUCAAAGUCAAUCAAUGCAAUGAUUUUAACCAAUAUUCUGCUUGGGUUUAAGUUGCUUAGAGUGAUUCAUUUGAACUGUCCGCCAGAGGUUGAAUUUCACAAAUUAAAGUUACCUAAUGAGAUAUCAAGCUUGAUACAUUUAAGGUAUAUUACACUGAGAACCAGAAGGCUAUGGUACCUUCCAUCCUCCAUUGGAAAUCUAUGUAAUUUACAAACCUUGAAUGUAAGAGAAACAAGUAUUUGCACUCUACCAAAAACGAUAUACAAGAUCCAAACUCUGAGGCAUGUAUACACAGCAGAUGCAGGUGUGUGUUCAUCAUCCAUUGGAAACCUUGCAAGCCUACAGACCCUAAAAGUUGUUAAAGCAGGAAGCUGGAUACAAAACAGUCUUGCAAAGUUAUCAAGCCUUCGCAAACUGGCGAUCUCAGAAAUUUCAAUAGAUGUGAUUACCACACUUUCUGAUUCACUUCCUAAACUGAAUCAUCUCACCUCCUUGAACCUUAGGACUCAUCAAUCCAUACCAGCUUCCCCUCUUUUCACUUCCUUGCCAAGCUAUCAGCACCUCUGUAAAUUGACCCUUGAGGGCUCAUGGACUGGUAUCUGUAAACUCCCUCAGAAUCUCAUCAGCCUCUCAUUGCUCUGUUGCAAACUGGACAAAGAUGCAAUAGCUGCAUUAGAGAGAUUACCAAGCCUUUCAUUUCUCAACCUGGAUUCCUGUGAACUUGCACAAGACGAAAUGGUGUUUUCUGCUGGUGGGUUUCCCCGACUACAGAUCUUGCUUGUUAACCAUUUGGAUGCGCUUAGAUACUGGAGAAUUGAAAGUGGAGCUAUGAGUGACCUUACUGAUUUAAGAAUAAAAAACUGCAUAAAGUUGAUGAAACUGCCAGAUGGAUUAGAACACUUGUCUCUAAAGAAUUUGGUGAUGAAAGGCUUCCAACCAAAUAUCAUGCGAAGACUUAGUAGUAUGGGACCUGAUUGGCAUAAGGUUGAACAUAUACCCUCUUUGAUGAUUGACCCAACCACUGGGGAAUAAUAUGGGAGAGAGUUGGCUGGUAAGUAAAUAGUUCUUCUCCGAUUUUUUUCAAUCUACCUUCAGUUUCAGGGCCAUUGGGUAUGAUGUUUCCCUCCAUUUCUUUGAUUAUUUUCGGAACGAAAAAAGUAGCAUGCUUUGUGUUCCAUUCUUUUUUCAUAAUUAUGGGUCUCAAUUUGUUUAGCUAGCCUUUGUACUUGACCUUUCAUAGUCUGGAGGCAUUAGGUAAAAGGCUCUGAAUAGUGCAGCCAUUAUUUCAAAGUCAUGUUACGUAAAGAUUUAAGUGACUUGAGUGUCAUCCAGAUUUAUGCCAGACCCUUUGAAAUAAAGGAGAGAGUAAAUGUAUUUUUGGGUCUUUUAUGUGAGAGCAUCGUGAUGUUUAUGUUGUUAUAUGAAUUGGGUAGUAGAUUUUCAAAUUUUCUC